GUGGGAGUGGCUGGGGUCAAAGGUUAAACACGUGGUACCUGGGUGAGUCAGCAAAGCUGCUACAGAUAUUAUUUUCUCUCUUCUUUAAGCUUCUACAGCCUUGCAAGGAGCCAUGGAGUACAUGCAAGAAGACAGUACAGUUACAGAAAUAAAACCAAUCAUUCUGUGCUGCGAAUGUGGUACCCCCAUUGAACCAAACCCUGCCAACAUGUGUGUGGCGUGUCUACGCACACGAGUGGACAUCACUGAGGGAAUCCCAAAGCAGGCGCAACUCUACUUCUGCAAAGGCUGUGAGAGGUACCUCCAACCCCCUGCCACGUGGAUCACCUGCACCCUCGAGUCCACAGAGCUCUUGUCAGUGUGUCUGAAGAGACUCAAGGGACUGGCCAAAGUUCACCUCGUGGACGCAGGGUUCAUAUGGACCGAACCUCACUCCAAGAGGGUAAAGGUCAAGCUCACCAUUCAAAAGGAGGUACUUGGGUCAGCCAUCUUGCAGCAAGUGUUUGUGGUGGAGUAUGUAGUCCACCAUCAGAUGUGCACUGAGUGUCAUCGCAGGGAGGCAGCUGAUUUCUGGAGGGCUGUGGUGCAAGUCAGGCAAAAGAGCUCACACAAGAAGACCUUCUUCUACCUGGAGCAGCUGUUGUUGAAGCAUCGUGCCCACACCCUUGCCACUCGUAUCAAGGAAACUGGAGAUGGAAUCGACUUCUUCUUUCCAACAAAACAAAACGCUCGAAAACUUGUCGAUUUUCUCUCAUCAGUGGCUCCUUGCAAGUACAAGAUGUCUCAAGAGCUGGUGUCACAUGACAUCAAUAACAACACCUUCCAGUACAAGCAUACCUUCAGUGUGGAGAUAGUACCCAUUUGCAAGAAUGAUGUUGUGUGUCUGCCGUUGAAGCUGUCUCGGUCGCUAGGCAACAUCGGACAAGUUGUCAUCUGUAAACGAGUAACCACAGCGAUACAACUAAUCAACCCCCAGACACUGCAAGUUGCUGAUGUGUCUAACACGGUGUACUGGCGGACUCCAUUCUCCCCUCUGUGUGACUAUAAGCAGUUGCAUGAGUUCUAUGUCCUCCAUAUUGAGCCAUUGGAGAGCAAGACUGGCGGAGCUUCUCGUAGCGAUAAGCACAUACUGUGUGAUGUGUGGGUGGCCCCCAUACAUGAAGUGGGUGUGGUCGACAUCCUAUGCCGCACCCACCUGGGACACCUCCUCUCAGCAGGGGACCUUGUCUGGGGGUUCAAUCUAGAGUCUUCCAACUGUAACGACACUAACCUCGACGCUAUGAAGUCUGAGGACAAGCCUACCGUGGUCCUGGUCAAGAAGAGUUAUGGAGACAAGAAGAAACGCCAUCGCAUGAGGAACUGGAAACUGCAGCAGAUGGAUCGUGAUAUGGAGGCAACAAACGAGGAAGAGUACGAGGCGGACUACACCGAGUUCCUCGAGGACCUGGAGGAGGACAAAGCAUAUCGUAGUCACGUCAACAUCUAUCACGAUCCUCAUCCCGUAGGCGCGGGCGUGAGUGAGGGUGGUGAUGAGUCAUUGACCUCUGACCUCCCACAGGUCGGCCUGGAGGAGAUGCUAGGGGCCAUGACCAUUCAGGAGGUACCCAUUGUGGAGGCAAUAAAGGACGAAGAUGUUCUUAUGACUGAUUAACUGUGUAUUUUUCAUUUGAUGUCUGUAAAAAACAAUCAUUAAUUUGCUGUA
This is a messenger RNA of Halichondria panicea, 1702 nucleotides long. Its product is annotated as 60S ribosomal export protein NMD3-like. NCBI's taxonomy places the organism in Eukaryota, Metazoa, Porifera, Demospongiae, Suberitida, Halichondriidae. The transcript has 11 exons. The record is from RefSeq and is a predicted model, not a curated record. Gene Ontology annotation, biological process: ribosomal large subunit export from nucleus. Gene Ontology annotation, cellular component: cytoplasm; nucleus. Gene Ontology annotation, molecular function: ribosomal large subunit binding. The coding region runs from base 113 to 1651 and encodes 512 amino acids.